AUGGCGGUGGGGUCGCGCGUUACCCGGGAGGAGAUUAAGACGGAGCCAGAGAACCCGAUCAACCGUGAGAAAACAUGCCUGCUGCUGCUGCGCAUCUUCACCACCAAUAAUGGCCACCACCACCGAACGGACGAGUUUUCCCGGGGAAACGUACAGUCCAGAGAGUUGCAGAUCUACGCUUGGAUGGAUGCAACCUUGAAAGAACUGACAAGCUUGGUAAAAGAAGUCUACCCAGAAGCUAGAAAGAAGGGCACUCUCUUCAAUUUUGCAGUCGUUUUUACAGAUGUUAAAAGACCUGGCUAUCGAGUUAAGAAAGUUGGUAGCACCAAGUCUGGCAGAAAGGGGACUGAUGAUUCCAUGAUCCUGCCGUCGCAGAAGUUCUAGGUAGAUUACCUGGACAUAGC
Gorilla gorilla gorilla (western lowland gorilla) is the source of this 404-nucleotide messenger RNA. Its product is annotated as histone deacetylase complex subunit SAP18-like. The transcript has a single exon. Gene Ontology annotation, biological process: negative regulation of DNA-templated transcription. Lineage: Eukaryota; Metazoa; Chordata; Mammalia; Primates; Hominidae. Gene Ontology annotation, cellular component: nucleus. Gene Ontology annotation, molecular function: transcription corepressor activity; transcription factor binding. The record is from RefSeq and is a predicted model, not a curated record. Bases 1 to 384 code for a protein of 127 amino acids.